AUGGACCGCUUCAAUGCUAACAAAAAUCUCUAUUCCAGUUUACCCAUUGUCCAGCCAGGCAAUAUAUCAUCAUACUCUUCGAAUGAUCUCACAGCUUCGAAUGAUCUCACAGCUUCGAAUGAUCUCACAGCUUCGAAUGAUCUCAAUCAGUUCGAUGUACCUGGCCAGAAUAUCCCCAUCGAUGAAUACCCUCAGUCAUACCAGCUGAAUCUGGGUUCCUAUUUGUGGGUUGAGGAUACUACUCUCCGUGAAGCCUAUCUUCCCACUGCUUCUAAUGCAGACCCUUUCCGCUCCCUUGAGCCUUGGUUCGAAUCAGCUUCAUUUGAGUGGGCCCUCUACCUGAAGGAUAUUGAUGUACUGGAACUAACACCAGCGAGCGCACCAGCCCAACACAUUCCAUCCUCCAGCGAUAUCAAGGGCACCACGGUCAAUCUUAUUUAUGCAAAAAGUCUUCUUAUCAAUCUCGAUGCGCAGGUCCUACAGCUGCUACAGCUCAACGCCGGCGUGGACCUAUCUGUCGACCGCGUGUCACUCUCCAUCCUCCACGUCACCGCCAAGGUCCUGCUAGAAGCGCGGCUGGGGAAUCUUGUGCGGAUGAUGGACGAUACGUUAGAAAUCACUGGACCUGAACCCGGUGCUUGCAAGGCUGGGCCAAACCGCGGGAGAGCCCGGCGGUACCGCGUAUCCUACGAGCUGGAAAACCCCAUCCUGUACUCCACCAACGACUACAGCGGGAACACACGCACACCAACCGUAUCCUCGCGGCAGAAUGGCGACGUCAUCGAUGAAUCCCUCGACAAGGAUGGAAAUGCCUACAACCAGCAAGUCGAGGAGUAUCAGACUGUGGUCAGAAACGGGCAGAAUCUCCGCGAGCUCGUGUAUCUCUAUACGCCUAUGGCCGGCAUCAGUGCCGUCAGCGGCCUUCUACGUGAACGCGGAGGCUGA
This is a messenger RNA of Endocarpon pusillum Z07020, 945 nucleotides long. RefSeq lists its product as uncharacterized. The transcript is spliced from 8 exons. The coding region runs from base 1 to 945 and encodes 314 amino acids. Lineage: Eukaryota; Fungi; Ascomycota; Eurotiomycetes; Verrucariales; Verrucariaceae. The record is from RefSeq and is a predicted model, not a curated record.